This is a messenger RNA of Alosa alosa (allis shad), 1471 nucleotides long. RefSeq names its product PI-PLC X domain-containing protein 1 (gene plcxd1.2). The transcript is spliced from 7 exons. Gene Ontology annotation, molecular function: phosphoric diester hydrolase activity. NCBI's taxonomy places the organism in Eukaryota, Metazoa, Chordata, Actinopteri, Clupeiformes, Clupeidae. Gene Ontology annotation, biological process: lipid metabolic process. Bases 92 to 1051 code for a protein of 319 amino acids. The record is from RefSeq and is a predicted model, not a curated record.
CGCACUGUCAGCACUGCUGACUCGAGUUACUUUAAUCAACUGAUAGAGGAUAGCUGUCUUUUUACCAUGAAUGAAUGAUUGAUAACAAACGAUGGAUUUAACCGAAAGUGAUUCUGACUAUGGGAACUGGAUGUCUGCUUUGUCCGAAGAGCUGUGGGACAUUCCCCUGUCAAAUCUCGCCAUCCCAGGCAGUCAUGACACCAUGAGUUAUUGUCUGGAUAUUACCUCACCUUUGGUUAGAUCGGAGUCGGACGCCUUUAGGAUUCUGGAUGGUCUCUUCUAUUGUUUAACACGACCUGUAAUUUACAGAUGGGCUACAACACAGGAAAAAGACAUUGUCGAACAACUCCAAGCAGGCAUCCGCUACUUUGAUCUAAGGAUAGCCCACAAACCUAAUGACAAGUCAGAUGAGCUGUACUUCACACAUGUCAUAUACACACACGUAACAGUUCUGGAGACUCUACAGAAAAUUGCAAGUUGGCUUGACUCACAUCCAAAGGAAAUCGUCAUCUUAGCCUGCAGGAACUUUCAAGGGCUCAGUGAGAAACUCCACGAAGCGUUUAUUUACUCUCUUAGGAGAACAUUUGCCUCAAAACUCUGUCCACACACGGAGGCUGUUGUGACCCUGCGGCAUCUGUGGAGCCUUAGGUACCAGGUGGUUCUGUCCUAUGAUGACCAGACAGCUGCGCGGCAUAACGAGCUCUGGCCUGCUAUUCCUUAUCUGUGGGCGAACAAGCCGACAGCAGAGGGCCUGAUCGACUACCUAGAGUGGCAGAAGUCAGAGGGUCGCCCAGAUGGGUUCUUUGUGGCUGGCCUAAACCUAACGGCAGGCCGCUGUUUCAUUGCCUCUCACCCCCAUGAAUCGCUGCGCUCGCUGAGCGUGGAGAACUGGGACGGCGUGAGGCAGUGGCUGAAGGAGCAGAGGCCCGGCCCAGGCCACAGCUGCCUCAACAUCAUCGCUGGAGACUUCGUGGGCCUCAUUCCCUUCUGCCACCUGAUUAUUGCUCUGAACAAAAAACUGAUCCCAGCAUCCCAGAGCCACGGAGACUGAGAGGCCUGGCUGAGAACAAGGAUUUUGACGUCAUACCUCCCAAAGAAGGAACUACCUGAGCUCCAUAUCAAUUAUCACAGUGCAAUAUCUAACACAAUAUUUUUUUUAUUCAUGAACCUUUUUUACACACGCUUUUUACAAUACAUUUUGAGUAUCAUGAUGCAUUCAUAUGGUCAUUUGAAUGUGGUUAGUUUGACACCUUGGCCAAACGGGACACUCUGUGGUAUCAUGAGCUAUUGUUUCAAAGGGAAGACUGGACUGCAGUGUGAUACGCCUGAAGAUGUACGACACAUUCAUUGCCUGCUACAUAAUGACAAGUGAACGGCCAAAAGAAAAGUCCUGUCAGAAUGAUUGUGUUCCCCAUUAGUCACUUUACUGUUACAUUUCCACAAGCAAUACACUUUUUAUGUCCACUUUCUA